Wasmannia auropunctata (little fire ant) is the source of this 1072-nucleotide messenger RNA. RefSeq names its product tumor necrosis factor alpha-induced protein 8-like protein (gene sigmar). Gene Ontology annotation, cellular component: cytoplasm. The record is from RefSeq and is a predicted model, not a curated record. Gene Ontology annotation, biological process: regulation of apoptotic process. NCBI's taxonomy places the organism in Eukaryota, Metazoa, Arthropoda, Insecta, Hymenoptera, Formicidae. The coding region runs from base 252 to 995 and encodes 247 amino acids. The transcript is spliced from 5 exons.
CGUCUCGCGAAUCCUGUGUUUCUCGCGGGUCGCGCGCAACGGCUCUUUUCCACGCACCCCGGCUCCGCGCGUCGCCGCGCAAAUUCGGCCGAAACACGGAAGCGCCUCCGGUCCCGAGGACGACGCCGGAUCCCGACGUCGUCGCGCGCGGCGCCUCGCGCCCGUGGAGAAGUUUCAUCCCGUCGUUCGCAAGUCGGGUCGCGCUCCCGCGACCCACAGCGUCGGCAGAGGUGGCGUGGGGCACAGCCGUGAUGGAAUUGCAGAGCUGGUUGCUCUAUCAUUUAGUGGCCGUCACCGACUGCAAUCAAGGAAACGGUGGUCUACCGAUGCUUGAUGUGAUGCAGUCGGCAAACACAAUUGGAAGUGGCGGCGGCGGGGGCGGAGGUGGAGGUGGCGGCGGGGGGUCGUACGCCGCCGGUGGCGGAAGUCGCACCCGCGACUUAGGGCUGCGCGCCCAGAAAAAGCUCCUCGGCCGCAUAGUGUCCACUAACGCAGGCCGGUCGCUCUUCAUCGACGACGCCACGACGUCGUUGCUCGACAAUCUGUACAAAUUGAUGGAGAGCGCCGUCAAGAGCAAUCCGCACUUGGACAAGAAGGAACCUGAAAAAGUCCUCAAGAACAUCAUCAAAUUGUCCAUCAAGAUUGGACUCGUGCAGCGCAGCCAUCAGUUCCAUACGAACGACGUCGCGAAGCUGGAGGAGAUCCGGGAGGCUCUGGGGACAGUGGCGAUGACUGUCGUGUCGUUCUACGAGGUGGAUUACAGUUACGACCAGGAGUACCUGACGGGCUCGAUGGAACGUUGCAGGACGUUGCUGCAGCAGCUGAUAAAGCCGCACCUCACGGACAAGUCGUCGCAGCGCUGCGACCAGGUGUUCGACUUCCUCGCGUAUCCCAAAUUCUUGGACUCGGUGUUCCGAUACGACUCCGAACACAGACCGAUCCUCGGCAUGCUAGUCAGUGACCUCAACAAGGCGUUGGACGCCAGGCGGCUUUGAUUUCACACGAAUGAGAUCCACGUAACGUUAAUGAGAACGAACCGACCGCCGAUCGCAACGCGAUCCGGUCGCCGCCG